Molecule: messenger RNA, 1618 nt
Organism: Jatropha curcas
Lineage: Eukaryota; Viridiplantae; Streptophyta; Magnoliopsida; Malpighiales; Euphorbiaceae
Gene: DET2
Product: 3-oxo-5-alpha-steroid 4-dehydrogenase family protein
Biological process (GO): brassinosteroid biosynthetic process
Cellular component (GO): membrane
Molecular function (GO): 3-oxo-5-alpha-steroid 4-dehydrogenase activity
Source: RefSeq, a predicted model, not a curated record
AAUUUUACUAACCAAGUUAGAGUGCCAACGCGUUUAUUCCGUUCUAAACUAGUGAAAGGAAAUUUAUUUAUUUUCCUUCCUAAUUUUCAUUCUUACCAUAUUUUCCACCAAUCCAAACAUGAAGAAACAAACCAGAAUCCACUAGCAAUCUGUAACGGGAGAGACCCCUAACUCCUUAUAAAAAUAAAAAUAAAAAAAAGCCAGAAAUCAAAACCCCUCAUCCCGGAAAAGACCCGUAUUUCUCUUUCCUCCAUAAACCCUUAUUUCAAAAUUGAUCUUCUCCAUCAAGAGUACCUUAUCGCAUUUGACGCCAAGAAAUUUCUGAUCCAAGAUCCAUAAGCUCAUUUCCUAUUGAGUUUGUGUGACCUGACUGUGUGUUGAGUUGGUUACUGAAUUCGGCAGUGAACUGAGUAAAGUAUUUUGGCAUCAUAUUGGAAAGUUACUGUCUACAAGCUAAUCUGAUUUCCUCCAUUGUUCAUAGGUCGCUGCUGACGUUCCCAAUUAUCCAACUAUAGGUGUCAAAGUAUGGGAGACGGUUCUCCUUGUUUUCAACUGAAUCACUCCCAUUGCAUGUACUUAUAUCAUUGAAGCUGAUUACUUCAAGAGAUCUGCCCAAUUCAACAGAUGCCCGGUCUAUAGGCAUCCCGCUUGAGUCUUGACUCGCCCAUCAAGCACACAAAAAUGGCCUUCUCAGAUCAGAACCUCUUUGAUUACAGCCUCCUUGCUUUCUAUCUCAUAGGACCCCCUACCUUCAUAUCCCUCAGGUUCCUUCAAGCCCCAUAUGGAAAACACAACCGACCUGGCUGGGGUCCGACCAUUUUCCCGCCUUUGGCUUGGUUUCUCAUGGAGAGCCCUACUCUCUGGCUCACCCUUCUCCUCUUCCCCUUUGGCCAACAUGCCACCAAUUUCAAAGCCCUAAUUCUUAUGUCCCCUUAUAUCAUCCACUAUUUCCAUAGGACUUGCAUCUACCCUCUUCGUCUUUACCUGAAUGCUAGUCAGCAGAAUACUAAAGCAGCUAGCGGGUUUCCAGUCAGUGUGGCCCUGAUUGCAUUCGGGUUUAACUUAUUGAACGCUUAUUUGCAGUCCAGAUGGGUAUCUCAUUACAAGGAUGAUUAUGAUAGUGAUGGGUGGUUCUGGUGGAAGUUUAUAGGUGGAUUAUUCGUGUUCAUUUGGGGCAUGUGGAUUAAUAUUUGGUCAGAUAGGGUUUUGGUGGGCUUAAAACGACAGGGUGGUGGGUAUAAGGUGCCAAGAGGAGGGUGGUUUGAGCUGGUGAGUUGUCCUAACUACUUUGGGGAGAUUGUGGAGUGGGUUGGUUGGUCUUUGAUGACAUGGUCCUGGGUUGGGUUUGGGUUUUUUCUCUACACAUGUGCCAACUUGGUUCCGAGGGCACAUGCCAACCACAAGUGGUAUCAGGACAAGUUUGGAGAAGAUUACCCCAAGAGUAGAAAAGCUGUCAUUCCUUUCUUGUAUUGAAACCAAUUUCUCUAUCAUGUUCGAUUUGUGAACGAAAGAAUCGAAAUUAAUUUUUGAUCAGUUUUGAUCUUGUGUCUGCUUACAACUCAUAAUUUGCUAGUAUUAAUAAUGAAAGAACCGAAAUUAAUGUUUGAUGUGGCCAAAA